AUGCCAGAAACGACGGUAACAGACCAACCUCUUCCAGGUGAAAUAGAGGGCACGCAAGCUGUCGAUGAGCAGUCACAAAUUGGAGGAGACAAACCUCCACAUCCAGAGUUUGACAAAGCUGUUAACGAUAAGGAUACGUCUCAAGAAGCACCGAAUCUAGGCCAAGAACGCAGAAGAAGUAAGACUUCUCGAGCCUGCGAUCAAUGCCGUGAGAAAAAGACCAAAUGCGAUUUUGGCGAGGAUAACAACAACCAGUCCUGCUCUACAUGCCAAAAGCUGGGCAAAUCGUGUACUUUUGCACGCGUACCGAUGAAAAGGGGACCCAUAAAAGGCUACACGCGUCAGAAUGAAGGACCCGAGCCCUACGAAUCUGGUCGCAGGGGAUCCCGAAAAAGAAGCUCCUCCGAAUCUUUUCAGGAUGACAGCAAUAAAAACAAGAAUGACUUAGUAUCUCUGCCGCCACUCAAUCAGUAUUUACCUUCCUCUGGAACACAGGCGAGAGUUCACCCGCUAGUUGCCCCCGGAUCUCAACCCCAGCAGCAGUUUUGGAAAGUGCCAUAUCAUGAAUAUCAAUACCAAAGACGAGACUCCGUGAAUUCGCUCACGAGUAAUAGCUCCCACCGGCGUGGCUCAGAUCAAUUCACAUAUGCUGCUUCGAAUGCUUCUUCUGCGUCACCAUUCUACCCACUUACACAACCGCCUUUCAAUUCGCAAAUGCAACAUACACCAAUGUUUGAGUCUGAGUCGCCUCACGAUCCUCGAGUUUCGCCCAACCUUCCGACUUUGCAGAGAGCUCCCUCAAACUCUGGAAAUCCGUCACAGUAUCCAUAUUCCCAGUUUAGCAUAUCAACACAGCAGCCUUCUCAACAGUCUUACUUCACAGUACAGCAUCACUUGCAACAGCAGCCACUUUCUAAUGGACAGCAUUUCAAGGAAUUCGAUCGAGGGUUUCACUCGCGGAAGAAUAGUGACGUCAGUGUGGCGCUGUCUCCCAGUUCAUCCAUACAGAUACCACCUCCACAGGCUGCCACAAUACACUCCAUUGAGCGGGAGCUACCGCCUCAAACCAAUUCGUUUCAAAUCGAUGCACGAGUUGAGGACACUACAAAGAAUCAGGAACCUUCGACAAGACCUCAUGGAUCAUCCGUCAGUGGGCACAAGAAAAGCACUAAGAGAUCAAACUCAACUACCAAAAGAAGCGCAUCACACAGUUCCGGAGAGUCCCAAAUCUCUUCUUGUCAUCCGAUUGUCACUUACGGAAAGAUUCCUGAUAAUCAACUGAUAGACAUAUAUUUCGAGUUCAUUCAUCCCUCUUUCCCAGUAAUUCCCAUCAACAAACAAACGCUAACUGAUGAACUUUUGAUGAUUAACACCCAGCCAGUAAGUCAUAUUCACGAGCUGAAUUGCUAUAUUUUACAUUGGUUCAGAAAUUCACUAGAAUUACUCGUCCGCGUGGCAUUGAAAAAGCCAUCCGGUUCUGCUUACGACUAUAGUGAUGGUGUCGUUGAUGUUUUUGAUUCACAAACAACUUUCAUCGCCGCAUUAAAUGAGAGCUUUCAGAGAGUGGUUGACAUACACCCAAGGCUUCGAGAAAAUGAGGAAAUCUUAUCAUUGAAGAUUAAAUUCAUUUACCUGUCCACUUUUACUAUAUUGAAUUAUGUCUUGGCGUUUGUUGGAUAUGACAAUUCAUUUGUCUUAGGGAUGUCUGUUACCAUUUACAAUGAACUAAAAAUGUAUCGAUAUUUGAUGGAAGACGAGAAGGAAAAUGAAGCAACACUCUCAAAUGACGAGGGCUUUCACCUGUUGUUCAAACGAUUAUAUAUGAUACUCGCGAUUUUUGAUUCUCUGCAAAGUUGUGCGUUUGGGGUUCCUAAAUUGAUGAGCGUGCCUUUGGCAGAUAUACUUCCAGAGACGUUCUCCUACAGUGUAGACAAAUGGAGCGUAGAGUUGGACAAGUCCAAAUUCGAGAGCAUACGACAGAGCCUUAUGUUAGGCGACAUUUUAUCCCGUUUGUCAAUGGGCCGCAAGAGUAUGAGCGCCAAGAUAUCGAAACCAGGGCUCAAGAUAAAAGUAGAAGAUCAGCCUGAACACGGUGCGGCGUCGCUUUUCGCACAGCUACUGCUUGAAAAGCAUGAACUUACGGAAAGUCAUAUAACACUGCAAGAAUUGAAGGUGGAGCGUAUUUCGCAGCUGUGCUACGGGAUAUGUAAGCUUGUCACGUCGAUGCAACGUCUACUGACCGCCAUUAUGAGGACAAACCCAACCAACAGUAUUGAUCCGAAGAAUAGGCCACCAUUACUUGCUACAGAUUACAUGACAGAACGAAAACCCUCAGCACCAACUGCAUCUGCUACCACAACCGCAACCGCCGAAACCGACGCAACCACUACAGAUUCUGACAUGUACAAAAAGCUCCUAGGACUCAACGGCGGUGCAGAGAUUGAGCUAGCUCAAGGAACAGUAUCCCCCUUUAUCGUGUCGAUGGUUGCUGAUGUGUCAAACACAUUAGAGUUAGUGAAAAACGUUCCGACAGUGCUUAUUGGGCUAGUGGUACAUCGACUUCCCCAAACGCCACGAGAAGAAUCAUCCAAAGAGUCAAACACACGGACUUCCGAAGGACACUCGGAUUCCCAGCAUUUAGUUUUAGCGCUAUCAAACGCCAUGGGUGAGUUGGUGCAGAUAACGAGUUUGCUGGCCCUGCUAAAACCCUACAAAAUGUUUGAACACACACCGCGAGCGCAGCGAGCUACUUCGAAAACUCUCUCUACCCGACUACGUCAUAAAUAUGCAUCUGUGCGGCAGCAGGUUGACGGACCAUUAGCCAAAGACUCGUUCGCCCCGCUCUCUGACGCGAUGUGGGGACUUUUGAGCAUUCAAGAAUUUGGGUGGCUAUAG
This is a messenger RNA of Lachancea nothofagi CBS 11611, 2895 nucleotides long. NCBI's taxonomy places the organism in Eukaryota, Fungi, Ascomycota, Saccharomycetes, Saccharomycetales, Saccharomycetaceae. The record is from the annotation of a GenBank genome assembly.